Molecule: messenger RNA, 2076 nt
Organism: Verruconis gallopava
Lineage: Eukaryota; Fungi; Ascomycota; Dothideomycetes; Venturiales; Sympoventuriaceae
Exons: 4
Coding region: 1-2076 (691 amino acids)
Biological process (GO): lipid homeostasis; fatty acid beta-oxidation using acyl-CoA oxidase
Cellular component (GO): peroxisome
Molecular function (GO): acyl-CoA oxidase activity; FAD binding; fatty acid binding
Source: RefSeq, a predicted model, not a curated record
AUGCGAGACUUCAGUGACACCUUGAAACCAUCGUCUGAUGGCACCGCAAUCCUGGAAGCGGAAAGAGCAAGAUCCAACAUCUUGGUGGAUGAGCUUUCAAAACAUCUUCUAUCAAGAAACGAUUUCCUAGAGCGUCAAAAGAGGAUUACUGCCAUCCUAGAGAAGGAGCCUCUCUUCAGGAAAGGUCAGCAACUGAAUCUCAGUCGACCUGAGAGAUACCAUUUGGGACUUGCACGAGCAAAAGCACAACGACGGCUAGGGCGCGAACAUGGCUGGGACGAAGAAGAUUACAAGAUGGCCGAGUAUCUUACAGACGAGAUGUCUCCUUUCCACUUGCAUUAUACCAUGUUUGCCAAUACAAUAAAAGAACAAGCCAGUGAUGAUCAGAAAAAGACAUGGAUGCCACUAAUUGACAGCUGGAAGAUUUUAGGGGCCUAUGCUCAAACUGAGCUAGGACACGGAAGCAAUGUUCGAGGUCUGGAAUGUGAAGCAAGAUGGGACCCUAAGGCCAAGGAGUUCAUUAUUCACAGCCCAUACUUGACAGCGAGCAAAUGGUGGAAUGGAACAAUGGGUCGAACAGCAACGCAUGCCAUUGUCGUUGCGCAAUUGCUCAUUCCAAAAGAUAACUCCCCUACAGCGACUGAGUUUGUACAUCAUGGCAAUGUGUCAUUUGUUGUGCAAAUUCGAGAUGAGAAAACACAUCAGCCACUUCCAGGCAUCAUUAUUGGUGAUAUUGGUCCGAAAUACGGCUAUACAAGUAUGGACAAUGGCUACAUGCUAUUUGACCACUUUAGGGUGCCUCAUGAUGCCAUGCUUUCACGAUAUGUCAAAGUCAACCCGAAUACUGGCGAGUUCACUCGAAAAGGUCACCCUGCAACUCUGUAUGGAAGUUUGACUUUUGUUCGUGCAAACAUUGUCCAACAUUCUCGACUCGUUCUUGCACGGGCUGUGACUAUUGCUGUUCGAUAUACCUCGAUUCGAAGGCAAUUCAGCGACCGUGAUGCAGCAACGAAGAAUGCGUCUGAAUUACCUGUAUUAGAUUACCCGACUGUUCAAAUUAGAAUCCUGCCUCUUCUUGCAACUACGUUUGCGCUGCAUUAUACUGGAGAGGCUAUGUAUAAUCUUUACUAUCGUUCCAGGGCAGCAAUUGAAAAGGGUGAUUUUAGUUCCAUCGCCGAACUACACAGCACAUCUUCUGGACUGAAAAGCUUAUGCACAACAUACGCUGCGAAUGGUAUUGAAACUUGUAGGCGUGCUAUGGGUGGGCAUGGUUUCGGGGGAGGGAGCGGUUUGAUCGGAAUCAACAAUGAUUAUUUAUCCAAGCCAACAGUGGAAGGAGAUAAUUGGAUGAUCACGCAGCAGGUAGCCAGCUAUUUAAUCAAGAAGAUGGAGGCUGCGGUCAACACGCCAAGUGCUCCAGCCACGGACAAGACAGACGAGCUCUUCAAAAUGUAUCUUUCAACAAGGGAUAAUAGAACACCUGUAUGUGUUCUCUCCCAGGGUUCCAUCAGCAAUGAAGCUAUAAUGGAAGCUUUCCGCUGGCGUGCGGCUGUGUUGAGUUAUCAAGCUUAUCAAGACCGGGUUGUCAAGAAGAGGAAGUGGAACAGCUUACUGAUAAAAUUGCAUAAGCUAAGUAAUGUCUACUCGCAGAAGUUGCUCGUCGAGAACUUUUACGAUGCGUUGCAAAGUUCGCCGCUCUCUGACACAAAUGCCGCGGUUAUGAAUGACUUGUACCGUUUAUAUGCUUUACAUACCAUGGAUGAAGAUCCACUUUCAUUCAUAACGACUGGUGCUGUGACUUCCUCAUCUAUAGAGGAGCUAGAGGACGCGGUAUUGCUACUUAUGACGGAAAAAAUUCGCCCGCACGCUGUUAAGCUUGUUGAUGCCUGGGCCAUGCCAGAUUAUCUGCUGGACAGUGCACUUGGUCGAUCCGAUGGUAAGGUGUAUGAAGAUCUUUGGGACCGCGCUCAUCGACAGAAUCCCCUGAACAAGGUCACUUUUAACGUGGAUUGGGAAAGUGAUGAGAUCGUAAAAGGCAGUGGAGAUGGUGGCAGGCAUAUAUUGGCAAAGCUGUGA